AUAUCCAUGGUGAGAAGCAUCUCUGUGUCUGUGGAGCAUUAGCAAACCUUUGCGGUAGACACUACAAGAAGCGACUCAAUCCUACAGGGAAGCACCAAAAGGAAGUUGCUUGGUACCAGGCAGUUCAUCCAAAAAGGGGUGACACAGUUUACGGGAAGGCCGGCUUCACAUUAUCGGACAGAGACAUGGAACUACGAAAGUUAGACGAGCAUGACCAGAUGACUGCUGCUUUGCAAUUUGUCCAGAACAGCGGAAAGGCGCACCGAAAAAGUCUGGAACUGAGUGCUCUCAAAGAAUCCAGGACAGAUCCAACCAAGAAUCUGCAAGUUACUUUCGAUCAGCUUGAAGUCCGAGCUGGUCCACCCGCAACAGAUGCUGGUGGACCCCCCCUACCGCCACCACAGCAUUCAACUAAGAACUUCUACGGCUUCCUAGAUGCCGCCGACAACAGGUACAAGGCUUCCAGCAUUGACAAAGCUACCGAAUACUUUAAGAUGGGUUUGGCAAUGGACCGCAAGUUCGAUAAUGAACAAGAGCGUGAACUGUGGGUGGCAAGCGGCGCGGCUCUCCAACGAUGGAAGAAACAGAACUCCCCCAGCGCAGCUCCAGGAAACACAACUAAGUCUCCACUUGGAGCCACCACUCCCAAACGAGGCAACCUCGCCGGAUCGGGAUCCGUUCUACUGGAAACUGACGAUGUGAUUUCGCUUAGUGAAUGUUAG
Cylindrotheca closterium is the source of this 722-nucleotide messenger RNA. Lineage: Eukaryota; Bacillariophyta; Bacillariophyceae; Bacillariales; Bacillariaceae. The record is from the annotation of a GenBank genome assembly.